Leptonychotes weddellii (Weddell seal) is the source of this 802-nucleotide messenger RNA. RefSeq names its product selectin L (gene SELL). NCBI's taxonomy places the organism in Eukaryota, Metazoa, Chordata, Mammalia, Carnivora, Phocidae. The record is from RefSeq and is a predicted model, not a curated record.
GGUGGCACUCCACGCAGCCUCCCGAAGCACAGCACACCCAGCUGUGGGCAAGGACCCAGACACCCUGGUGCUGAGUUGAGAGGCUGAAGUCCAGAAGAGCUAAAGAAGGACAAAUAAAGCCAUGAUAUUUCCAUGGAAAUGUCAGAGUUCUCAGAGGGGCUCAUGGAAUAUCUUCAAGUUGUGGGUCUGGACAGUGCUAUGUUGUGAUUUCCUUGCACGUCAUGGAACCAAUGGCUGGACUUACCACUAUUCUGAAAAAUCCAUGAACUGGGCGAGGGCUAGAAGGUACUGCCAAGAAGAUUACACAGAUUUAGUUGCCAUACAAAACAAGGGGGAAAUUGAGUACCUGGAGAGGACCCUUCCCCUCAGCCAAACUUACUACUGGAUAGGAAUCCGGAAAGUAGGGGGAAUAUGGACUUGGGUGGGAACCAACAAGUCUCUUACAAAAGAAGCGGAGAACUGGGGAGAUGGAGAGCCUAAUAACAAGAAGUCCAAAGAGGACUGUGUGGAGAUCUACAUCAAGAGGAUCAAAGACGCAGGAAAGUGGAAUGAUGACUCCUGCUACAAACAAAAGAAAGCCCUCUGUUACACAGCUUCUUGUCAGCCCUGGUCAUGUGGCAACCAUGGAGAAUGUGUGGAAACCAUCAAUAAUUACACCUGCAACUGUGAUGUGGGCUACUAUGGACCCCAGUGUCAAUUUGGGACUCUACAUGACCCCGCUUUGAUCAAACUUACCAACUUCUGUGGACUCACAGAUUCAUGUGAGCUUUGGACUGACAAAUCUUUGUCCAGCCCUGAAUAA